AUGUCAGAAGGAGAGAGCAAGGACAGCUCGGGCAGCGAGUGCCCGGUGUGCUACGAGAAGUUCCGGGACCUGGAAGGCGCCAGCCGGACCCUGAGCUGCGGCCACGUGUUCUGCCAUGACUGCCUGGUCAAGUACCUGCUCUCCACCCGGGUGGACGGCCAGGUCCAGAGGACCAUCGUCUGCCCCAUCUGCCGCUAUGUCACCUUCCUCAGCAAGAAGAGCUCCCGGUGGCCCUCCAUGCUGGACAAGAGCUCCCAGACGCUGUCAGUGCCCGUGGGCCUGCCCUCCGUACCCCCCACGGACAGUAUGGGCCACACGAACCCCCUGGCCAUCUCCCAGCCUGUCUGGAGACCCUCCCCGAGCCAGGCGAGGCUGCCCGGCAGCCCGGGUCAGAGCGCCCAGCUCCCCCUGGACCUGCUGCCCAGCCUGCCCCGGGAGUCGCAGAUCUUCGUCAUCAGCCGCCACGGGAUGCCCCUGGGAGAGCAGGACAGCGUCCUGCCGCGGCGCAGCCUGGCCGAGCUCUCCGAGGCGUCCCCGGCUCCCCGCUCUGCCCGCUCUUUCUGCUGUCGCUCGCGGGCCCUCCUGCUCAUCACCCUCAUUGCCGUGGUGGCCGUGGUGGCUGCCAUCUUGCCCUGGGUGCUCCUGGUGAGGAAGCAGGCGUGA
Molecule: messenger RNA, 663 nt
Organism: Tupaia belangeri chinensis (Chinese tree shrew)
Lineage: Eukaryota; Metazoa; Chordata; Mammalia; Scandentia; Tupaiidae
Gene: RNF222
Product: ring finger protein 222
Exons: 1
Coding region: 1-663 (220 amino acids)
Source: RefSeq, a predicted model, not a curated record